UGACAGUCAAAGAUGAAGGCGCAAGCGACAACAAUGACGACUAGAAUUACAUUGUUCUUCGCCCUUACGAUUGGACGAUGCCUUUCUUUUGGGAACUUCCAAAUGCCUAACUUUCCGUGGUCUGGGAAUGGAGGAGAAGGGAAAGGGUUGUUGAAGACCACAAAUGGUGGAAUACUUCAACCUGGUGAUACAGUCGCAGUUGUUGGUGCCUCCGGAAACGUCGGAAAGCUGGUAGCCCUUCGCCUGUCAGAUACGUACAAAGUGAAUGGAAUCGUUCGGAAUGCGGACUCCGUCAAACCCUUUUUCGAGGGACGAGAAGACAGCAUCUCUUUGUUCGAGACAGACCUGUUGGAAGAGGUGACAUCGACCUCCAAACCAGAAACAUUGUCUUGCCCCGAUUCGCUCUAUCCUGCACUGUGUGACGCCAAUGCUAUUGUUAUUUGCACAGGAACAACAGCCUUUCCAACCAAGGCAUGGUCCCGAUCCGGGGAAUUUUCUGUCACUUCCGAGGUUAUCAACGCGCUUUUGGACUCAAAAUUCGAUGUGCGGGAAGCCCUCAACCAACUGGACGCAAAAGGGCUGAACACGCCCCGAAACGUUGAUAAUCUAAGUAACAAGCUCGUUUUGGAUGCUUGGAAAGCAUCAUCCAAGGUGAGCCGGAAGCGCGCCAUCAUGUUGAGCUCGAUAGGUGUGACUCGCCGAGAAAGCAUGCCCUUUCCCAUUUUGAACGCAUGCGGUGUUCUGGACGCUAAAGCUGCCGGUGAGCAAGCACUCAUGGAUUCGGCAUCCGAGGACGGCUUUUCUUACACCAUCGUAAGGCCAGGUCAAUUGUUUGGAGGACCAUACGACAAUAAUUAUUAUCUUGGAACACUUUUCCAAUUAGACAAAGACUCCGAAACCCAGGACGUAAAUCUUGGUAAAGGCGACAUAUUGCUAGGAGAUACGCUCAGAAGUACCCUUGCUGAGGUUACAGCGCAACUCAUGGAGGGCAAUAGCGCAAGAGAUGUAGACUUUGCUGUUGUGAAUGUGAAAGGAGAUGCUCCAACUGCAGACUCGGUAAAUGAAAAACUCGUUGCAUUAUAGAAGGGUAUAAUAAUAAAGAAGACCUAGC
This is a messenger RNA of Pseudo-nitzschia multistriata, 1111 nucleotides long. Lineage: Eukaryota; Bacillariophyta; Bacillariophyceae; Bacillariales; Bacillariaceae. The record is from the annotation of a GenBank genome assembly.